Molecule: messenger RNA, 1358 nt
Organism: Drosophila sechellia
Lineage: Eukaryota; Metazoa; Arthropoda; Insecta; Diptera; Drosophilidae
Product: vesicular integral-membrane protein VIP36
Exons: 5
Coding region: 105-1094 (329 amino acids)
Biological process (GO): endoplasmic reticulum to Golgi vesicle-mediated transport
Cellular component (GO): endoplasmic reticulum-Golgi intermediate compartment; endoplasmic reticulum membrane; COPII-coated ER to Golgi transport vesicle
Molecular function (GO): D-mannose binding
Source: RefSeq, a predicted model, not a curated record
AAGUGACUCACGGUUGACCACCACUAAUAGGCCGGCGAAAAAAAUUUGUCUGCAAUUAUUUUCCGUGUGUGUAGUUUCAUCCAAGUGGGCCACCGAAUGCAGCCAUGACCAAACCGACGCGCGCACACUGUUGCCUGGUCCUGCUGGCGCUCCUCGUCGCCCCGUUCGUGGUGCUCGGUCAGGAUAUGCCCAGGGAGCCGGACUACAUGAAGCGGGAGCACAGUUUGGUGCGUCCAUUCCAAGGCGUAGGCGUGAUCCUGCCACACUGGGACUUCCUGGGUAACACGAUGGUGACCAGCAACUAUAUAAGACUGACGCCGGACUUGCAGUCCAAGAGCGGUGCACUUUGGAACUACUCGCCCGUGAUGACUCGCAAUUGGGAGGUGCACGUUGGCUUCAAGGUGCACGGCAAGGGAACUGAACUGUUCGGCGACGGAUUUGCCAUUUGGUACACAAAGGAGCGCAUGCAAACCGGGCCGGUCUUUGGCAGCAAGGAUCACUUCUCCGGACUGGCCAUCAUUCUGGACACCUAUAGCAAUCACAAUGGUCCACACAACCACCAACAUCCAUAUCUCAGCGCCAUGGUGAACAAUGGCAGCUGGAGCUACGACCACGAUCGCGAUGGAACGCACACUCAGCUGGCCGGCUGCGAAGUUCGUUUCCGCAAUGUGGAGUACGAGACGCUGGUUAGCAUUCGAUACGAAAACGACAUUCUGUCGGUGUCCACAGAUCUGGAGAACCGCAACGAAUGGAAGAACUGCUUUGUAGUGGCCAACGUUGAGCUACCCACGGGCUACCACUUCGGCAUGUCUGCGACGACGGGUGAUCUGUCCGAUAAUCACGAUAUCCACAGUUUCAAGUUCUAUGACCUGGACUUGAACGUAAAUCACGAUGAGAUUAUCCGGCGCUCCAAUAUCAUACCGAAUGCCAAGACUUUCGAGCCCCCGCGCGAGCACAAAGAAGAUCCCAAGCCGGGAAUGUCCAACGCCAAGAUCUUCUUCAUCCUUCUCUUCGUGGUUGUCGUGGCGGCUGCAGUGGCCAUCUUCGCCAUCUCCUACUUCAAGGAUCGCAACGCGCGAAAACGUUUCUACUGAGCUUUCUAGCUAGUUCAUCAUAGUAGCAUCAUGUUAGGAGUUUCCCGGACCUCAGUUGAUCGCAACUUUUAUUUAUAUCUAUACCGCGACUGUAUCCCAUUUCUUAUCACCCUUUUUAGUUUCCUUAAUUGUUUAGUGAGAGGGUAAAUAAUAUUACACGUGUUGGAGAGUUAAAUUUAAGUGCAAAUUUUUAAUCUGAACUAUAGGAAAAUUGAGACCGUGAGAAUAUUAUUGCGUAGACAAGAUUAAAAGCCACUAAACAAA